CCUGCCCUCUUCCAGAAACCAGCCGUGCUCUGCUCACUUCUCUGUAGUCUCUCUCUCUCUCUCUCUCUCUCUGAGCCCAGUGCUGCGCAUCAGACUCUCACGAGCCUCACGAACAGGAUCAAGAAACCACCACCAUGUCGACGGUGAGCCGUGCGUCCCUCGACCAGAAGCUUGCCCUCGCCAAACGCUGCUCCCGAGAGGCGACCAUGGCAGGGUUUAAGGCAGCAGCUGUAGCAACCGUCGCCUCUGCAGUUCCCACCCUGGCGAGCGUGAGGAUGCUGCCAUGGGCGAAGGCCAACAUCAACCCCACCGGACAGGCACUCAUCAUCUCCACGGUUGCCGGGAUGGCCUACUUCAUCGCCGCCGACAAGAAGAUCCUGUCGCUGGCGAGACGGCACUCGUUCGAGAACGCACCGGAGCACCUCAAGAACACCUCUUACCAGGGCACCGGCAGGCCACACCCGGCCUUCUUCAGGCCUUGAUUGAGGAUAAACAAAGCAAACCAUGCAAGAUUAUUUGUUCUACUGUUGUAUGUGUAGUAAUCCAGCUAUUUCAUGCAAUAAUCAGGCCCCUGCAAUGCAGACCAGCAGGUAGGUAGCUUGCUCUGCGAGCUAAUUAGCAUAGCUUAGCUUCUGUAUUAUCUGCCGUAGGGUGGUUGCAGUCUGCGGUGAACAUGCAUGGAUUAUAUCCAUGCUGUGUAGUGUGUACUAGCUAUAGCUACAUACUAUUGUCUGUAACAUCUUUUAUCGCCAUCAAGGAAAAUAUGAAAUACUAGCCCUUAUUGGCAUGGUGUACUUUGUGCA
This is a messenger RNA of Sorghum bicolor (sorghum), 803 nucleotides long. Its product is annotated as early nodulin-93. The record is from RefSeq and is a predicted model, not a curated record. Bases 135 to 482 code for a protein of 115 amino acids. NCBI's taxonomy places the organism in Eukaryota, Viridiplantae, Streptophyta, Magnoliopsida, Poales, Poaceae. The transcript has 3 exons.